UCGUAAAAAUGGCAAAACGUAUUUAAAAAAUUUAACCUACGGUGCUAUAAAUGUGUGAUAAAUAGAAUGAUAAUCUUAACAUGUUAAGGCCGAUUGGUUUUAAAUUUCGCCAUUUAUCAAAAUAAACGUUAAUCGUUCAUUGUACUAGUAGGAGAAUAUCAGUGCGGUUCAAGGCGAAUUUUUAUAAAAAGCCUUAAACUGGGUUAAAUAGGUCAGUGGAAGCAUAAAUAAUUAAAACAAACCGAUUAUAAGAGUAAUCUUCCCCCUUGUAAUGUGUAAGUAGUGAAAGUGCAACAACCGCAUCCGUUGCCAAAGAUAAAAACGAAAUAGAAAAAAACACUGGUGAAGUGAGGGCCGUUUCUUCCGCAUUAGUAAGGCGCUGGUGUUAUCGUCUGUGUUGGAACUUGGCGAUGUUAUUUGGCGAACUAUUAAUAAUACUCGAGGUCACGUGGUGAAAGAAAAACGGUGUGAUCAUUUUCAUCUCACCGCAUAACGUAAAAGUUGUAGAAUCAAUUUGAGUCGAAAUUUAUCUUACUCUGUGGUUACCAUCUUUUAUUUUGGACUUCAUCUUUUUACUGAACUUUCACUUUUUUUUAGCAUCAUUCGUUUUUGUUGGUGUGUGUUUUUGUUAGACUAUCUACUGCUUUUUUUUGUUUAUAUUUACUAUUCUUGGAUUAUUGGUUAUAGUGCAUGCAUUUAUACAUAUUUGACAACAUGGGCGAAAAACAUAUCUAAGGAUUAUAAAAUCGUUAAUUGAUCUCAUGAUGAUGAUAACUGCCAACGACUCAACCGGAAGCAAGCACAGAAUACAGGAUUUGCGUCCCAACUCCCCACCCUAUUCUCCUCCGCUUUCAAACUCUGGUCAUCCUCAUUACUCACCACUAAGUCCAGGCAGCAACAGCAUGUCUCCAAAUCCCUACCAGUCACCCAAUUCUGACAGCGGCAGGCCUAUCUGGUCGAACAACAUGGAAGCACCCGUAGACCUGACGGCAGCAUUAAAGGGUAAUAAGGAGAUCUUUCCAGCCCGCAAACAGCGCGAAUUCAUACCUGACAACAAAAAAGACGAGAGCUAUUGGGACAGGCGUCGACGUAAUAACGAAGCCGCAAAAAGAUCUCGUGAAAAACGUAGGUUGAAUGACAUGGUUCUGGAGACAAGAAUGUUGGAGCUGACCAAAGAAAAUACUCUUCUUCGAGCAGAGCUGACCGCUAUUAGAGAGAAAUUUUCUCUACCACCCACGCCUAUUGUGAAUUCUGAACAAUUGCAUCUUCAUAUACCUUGUCCUCAAAUCGAUGUUCGUAGUCGACGUAGUAAGCUUCUCACUACUCUUUUACCGAACGGAUCUCCCCUUCAGCCGGAAUCUGGAAUGUUACCCCAUGGUAUGAACCAUUCUCCUGGUGCUCAUGCUCCAGAUCACUCCAUGCACCACAUGAUGUCUCAUUUGCAUGCCAUGGAUCACGCGCAGUGGCAGGAAGCUCACGAAAAUGCCAUGAAGGAAUCGCAUCACCAGGCAAUGCUGCUGAAGAACCAUCAGCAACAGCAGCAACUUCAUCAGCAUGUCAUCAAUCGCCUGACAUCCAAUAAUGGAAUGGCACCCGGUGAGUACGAUUAUCGUGGCAAUCUCAACGUCCGCAGUCCUCCUCAAGAGGUGCCAUCCCCCACAUCGGCAUCACCCCAUCACGAUGAAUCUAGCUCCUGGUCAUCCACUGAAGAACCCAUUCACGCCAGGCCCGUUUCACCACAGCAUUGUUUACCUCACAAGUUGCGUCACAAAUCUUUAAUCAGCGACAAAGAUGCCUUUAUACAGGUACCUUCCUAUCCAGAUAGUGGACGAAGUAGUGGAAGAGAUGACACCUCCUCAGACGGUGAUAGUGGUGGCAAGGAAAGCCCUGUCCCCAAUUCAGACAGUCCUCAAAAUUCGGAAGAACCGCCGCGCAAAGUGGCAAGGCUCUCCAGGAGGGGUAAAGGAAUGGGUGCAGAACUGCAAGUUGAGAACUUACACUUGAGAUUUGAACUGAAAAAACUCGCCUCUGAAGUUGCUGGGCUAAAAGACAUGUUGCUGUGCAACAGGCCACCCUCACUCGAACUUCAAACCCCCAUUGAACCCACCACACCACCUCAUAGCAAUCGAACCUCACCCAAUAUCAUCGAACCCUACGAUGCAGUGAGCAAAUGAACAUUUAUGCAUAGAGUGAUACAUUAAAACGGUGCACAGCUGUGGUCAUUACAAUAAAACUCUCCUCGUAAUCAUAGGUGCUGCAUUAAUCAAAGCAUUUUUUUUCUCUCGUUAUAAAUCAGUUAAAAACUUUGCAUUUGUAAUCAAAUCAUUCCUAAAUGAAUCACACACAUACACUGAGCUUUUGAGUUCCUUUCAAUUUUCAGUUCUUUUUUAUAUUUAAAAAUGCUGCACUUCUACAACUUUGGAAUCAUUUGUACUUCUUUUCAAGAAAACCCCUCUCUUGAUAUGAUGUGCCAAAAAAAACAUAAUAUUCUAAAAUGAUUGUAAUUGAUUGAGGGAUGGCAUUUAUGCUACCCUUUUUUCGAUUCGUUUGAUGGUUUAAUAAACAAAAAUAUCUUAUGAACAAUCCUGAAUAUUAAAAUAAUAAUUUUAACUUAGUAUUAAUUUUAAAAUUUUUAAGUUUCUUUCUUAUGAUGCUUAUACGCAUUAACUUAUUUUGUAGAUCAAAGUUUGGAUUUACCCUAUUCAUCCCAAGUGUUUUGUUAAUUUUUUUUUUCUUGGGUCGAAUUUGGUUUAUCCCGAAUAAAUUCAGGAUUGUUAUAAUUCAAAAUGUGAAAAAUAGUUUUCUUUGUUAUAAUUUAAUUUGUUGAGCUAUUAAGAUCUAAGAAUCACUGUAAGAGCGUUAAUAUGAACUCAUUCUGAGCACUGCCGAACGUCUAGUUGAAUCCAACUUGCUCAAGCGCUUCAUUUUCACGAGCUUCAAUUAUUUAUUAACGUGAGAAUAGCAGUUGAUGUAAAACUUGUACAAUUUUUAUGAAGUUUUGUGAAAACUGCGCCAAGGGAGCAAAUAUUUGUCGCCAAGUAUUUGUCUUUUUCGUGAGAAUUUGAUAUCAGUCGUUUUAACAAUUCAGAUGAUUAAAGUUUCAAUAUUUGAAAGACCGUUAGUAUAUGACUAUAAUAGUUCUUAACUUAUUUUAUAAUGAAACGUAUUAUAUCAAUCAAAGUGUAAUAGUUAGCUGGUUGUAUGCGUUCGUUUUAGCAUAUAGAAUACUAGUAUUGAAUAAUAUAUAAAUUUUUCUCUUUUAAAACAUAAUUUAUUUCAUUCUUUUUAAUGAACCUUUUAGUAUGUAGAUAGCCAUAAAAUAUUUACUAUGUUUCAUUUUUAUGAAAAUUGUUACAGAUUUCACAGUUUAAACUCUUAAAAUAUAUAGUUGUAGAAGAAAUAUUUAUGUGUAAAUAUGUAUUGUAAACAGUGUUUUCAUGGAAAGAUUUAAUGACUCAGAUUCACCCGAAAUUAUUGUGAUUUUAAAAAAAGCCAGAUUGUUUUGGCUAUUUAUUAAUUUCAUUUCUGAAAUUAGAUUCUCAGAGACUAACGACCCAAUAUGCCAUUUAUAAAUUUUAACUGCAAUGAUAAAAAUUUUAAUAAAACUGAAAUAUAUAAUAAAAGUUACUUUUAAAGAAUGAACUAUGCUACUAUAAAUUAAUUGAUUUGCUUAUAACUAAACAAAUAUAGUGGGUCUUUUCGAAACUAAAUUGUGUUCAUAUAUUAUCAAUUAAUCUAUUGAAAUAAAAUAAAAUUUGAUACAAGUAGUAAUAGAUUUUAGAUUCGAAUCUAUUAUUUUACAUAAUCUGAAGACAGAAUAAAAAAAAUAAUUAUUUUUAAAAAUUCACUUGCCGCAUGACUUUUUAAAAAGUUAAAAUAUUUUUAAAAUAUAUUUAGCACGACCUUUUAAAAAAACUAUUUUUAACUUUUUUAAAACUGAUUGCUCAAUUAGAGGUUUGGACAAAAAGGAGCUUCUUUCUAUACGUAAAUAAAAGAAAAUAAGUAUAAAUUUUUAUAAAAUGACUUUUUGUAAAGGAAAGUAAUUAGAACAGAUUUUUAAAAAAAAUACUUAAAGCUUGGUUAUAUAAAAUAGUUUGAAUUCUAAUUAAAUUAUUUAUUUGUCGACUUGAAACUUAGAUUGUUCAUUGUGAGACUAUAUGUUUAAUAUUUAUUUAAUGCUGUCAUCGUCUAGUCUAGAGAAGUUUUAAGUAAAAUGAUGAAUUUGUAUUUCAAGUGGUCUAUAUACAUGUGUGUGUGUGUGUUCCCUCUUUCUUAUGGAGUGUUCUUGUUAAACGUGUGUGUCUUAGUUUCCUCAUGAAAAUUAAAAAUCUGUUUUCUUGUUUUGUUACAUUUCAUCUAUUCUGUGAAUCCUAUGUUGAGUAUAAUAAAGUAUUUUAUCAAUGUUAAA
Molecule: messenger RNA, 4408 nt
Organism: Parasteatoda tepidariorum (common house spider)
Lineage: Eukaryota; Metazoa; Arthropoda; Arachnida; Araneae; Theridiidae
Gene: vri
Product: nuclear factor interleukin-3-regulated vrille
Biological process (GO): regulation of DNA-templated transcription; circadian rhythm
Cellular component (GO): nucleus
Molecular function (GO): DNA-binding transcription factor activity; DNA binding
Source: RefSeq, a predicted model, not a curated record